AUGUCAGACUCAGAUUCCUUCGGUCUGCAGCUAGCCAAGUACACUAACGUCGCCGCAUUAGCAAUCCUAAUUUAUGACUACUUUGUCACGUUACACUCUGAAGUCCGGUGGACCUGUGGACGGAAGUGGGGAAUUGUUCGCACUACCUUCACAGUUUCGCGAUAUGUGCCUUUCGCUGGUGCAGUCAUGACCUUGUACUCCGGUCUCAAGACAUGGGGCACGCAAAAUUGUAUGCCAUUUAAUGAUGCUGACAGUGGCAUCCAUUUCUUGGGAAUCGUUGCCUCCGAAGGAUUAUUGAUUGCCAGGAUCUACGGCUUCUCUGGCAACAACAACACUUGCCUGAUCGUUCUUCUCUCUUUUAGUUCGGUCAUCUUGGUGAUGGCAGUGAUUCUAAGUGUUGCCCCUAUGAAUUUGGAUAUCCCAAAAGAGGGGGCUCGCAGUAGUGCCCUUCCGUAUGGACUCCUAUUGUUCUUCGAGAUUGUUCUCAUGUCCACCACCGCAUUUUUGAGAUAUCGACACUAUCUUGGUUCUCAUAGCACGCUGAUGAGGAGUAUCUAUCGUGAUGGACUGCUCUACAUGUUCUGCAUCAUGAUGGUAUCUGCAGCCAAUGUGCUUGUAAUCGCGGUGCUACCUACCUCGUUCAGCGACAUGCUAACCACACCUCAGAUUGUUGUGCACAGCGUUCUUGCUUCCCGCAUACUUUUUAGUCUUCCAGUAAAAAAGGUGCCGGUCUUCCCCACAUAUCAAUCGACGCCUUCAACGGAAAUGUUAUCGCGUCCACACGAGCUUGAUGCAAUGUCUGGAGGCGCUCCUGGGUACGCGAUGGUGUCUGCUGCAGACUUCUCUCAACAGGAUUUUGAUUAUAUUAUCAUGGGGGGCGGAACAACUGGCCUUGCAUUGGCCUCGAUCCUCUCAACUAAUACUAGCGUUCGCGUAGGAGUCAUUGAAGCAGGUCUGAGGAAGGACGAUGAGAUGAUUCUUGUCCCCGGCAUGGUCGGCAAGGCAGUUGGAAAUCCCGAAUAUGACUGGAAUUUCGUCACAAAACCUCAACCGUUUGCUCAGAAUCGGAAGAUGCCAAUCCCUAGAGGCAAAGUUCUUGGUGGUUCAUCAGCAUUGAACUAUAUGGCUUAUUGUCGUGGUUCCGAGCUCGAACUCGGCAUCAAAGGAUGGAAUUGGAAUACUAUUAGUGAUGCAAUUAAAUCUGCUGAGGCUUGGAGCCCUCCAACUCGUCACGCCAAAGCGCACAACGCAGAUAAUGUUGCGAAAAAUCAUGGCAGGUAUGGCUAUGUCAAGACAACUGCAUACAGCUACUAUUAUGAUCUCGUUCUGCCAUUUUUCGAGACCAUGAAUAAGUUGGGUGUGGUCACGAACCAAUCUGAAGCCUCCGGAGACGUUAUAGGCAUUUGGACGUACAUAGCGUCCAUUGAUCCUCAAAUUAAUACACGCUGUUACAGUACAAAUGCAUAUUAUGAUCGGGUUUCUAACCGACCAAACAUCGUUGUACUCACUGGUGCACAAGCCUCUAAAGUGAUUUUCAGACAAACCUCUAGCAGUGACUUGCAAGCUACAGUAGUUGAAUAUCAUAAAGAGGGGCGGACUUACAAAGUCCCUGUGCGCCGGGAAGUGAUCAUAUCGACUGGUGCUCUGCAAACCCCCCAGCUCCUAGAACUUUCAGGGAUCGGGAAUCCCGACCUCUUGCGUAGACUGAACAUUCCCGUAAAAAUUGAUUUACCUGGCGUUGGCGAAAACUUGCAGGACCACCUCAGGGUAUCCAUGGGAGCCGAGCUGAAAGGUUCGCACGAGACCACGGAUGACCUCAAUUCAGAAACCUUUGCUCAACAAAGACUAGAACAAUAUCGUCUUUCCAGAACAGGGAUGCUCAGUAGCACACUGUCUACCCUAGUACUCAUUCCAUCUUCAUCUUUCAUCCCACCCGACAAGAUGCAGAGUAUAUUGUCAACCCUGGACGAGGCCCUGAAAUUACCGCAAAUCCAAAACUCGCCCUGGAAAAAAUGGUACGACGUCCAACGUGCCUGGCUGGAGAACGAUGGUAUUGCUCAGUUAGAGGUGAUUUUAUACCCUUCUUACACCCACGCCGGAUGCACAAACGAAAAAGCUAAGCAUUACACGAUAUCGGUCUUCCUGCAGCAUGCUUGGAGUCGAGGACAUGUGCAUGCAACAUCCACGUCUGUGUUGGAUUCACCAGAGAUUGACCUGGCAAUUCUCGAUUCUCUGGGGAACAUUGGUGUAUGGGACAAGCAACCUGAAGAGUGGUGUGCAGGACGCCAGCAUCUUCCCAAUCCACUUGGGAACUCAUCCACAAGCCACGCUUUAUGGCCGCGGAAAUCAUUCGAAACCGGCGAAAAAGCCAAACUUUGA
This is a messenger RNA of Suillus subalutaceus, 2379 nucleotides long. Its product is annotated as GMC oxidoreductase-domain-containing protein. NCBI's taxonomy places the organism in Eukaryota, Fungi, Basidiomycota, Agaricomycetes, Boletales, Suillaceae. The coding region runs from base 1 to 2379 and encodes 792 amino acids. The record is from RefSeq and is a predicted model, not a curated record. The transcript is spliced from 35 exons. Gene Ontology annotation, molecular function: flavin adenine dinucleotide binding; oxidoreductase activity, acting on CH-OH group of donors.